This is a messenger RNA of Neltuma alba, 368 nucleotides long. RefSeq names its product histone H3.v1-like. The transcript has 3 exons. Lineage: Eukaryota; Viridiplantae; Streptophyta; Magnoliopsida; Fabales; Fabaceae. The record is from RefSeq and is a predicted model, not a curated record. The coding region runs from base 21 to 368 and encodes 115 amino acids.
AAGUGCAGCAAAGAGUUAAUAUGGAGAAGGAGAGCGAUCAAGGAAUAUUGCAUCCGGCUAGUCAAGCCACCAGUUUUGAUCCAGAAAAUUUAACUCACCCGGAGAUCAAGAAAACAUAUGCCCGAUUAGUGUCAAUGCUGGGAGAGGAGAUGAUGGCCCUUCAGUCAAGACUAAUGAAGGAUAGUGGCAGUGCAAGUGAAGAGGAGAAAGAUGAUGAUGAAGAAUCUAAAUCAGAAGAGGAAAAAGGGGUCAAAGGAAGUGAAUCGGAGGAAGAGGAAAUUGAGGAGGAAGGAACUGAAUCGGAAGAGGAUAGAAAUGAAGAAGAAGAACAAAAAAAAGUGAAAGAGAAGAAGAGAAUGAAGAGGUGA